Messenger RNA from Prunus armeniaca (apricot), 216 nucleotides. The record is from the annotation of a GenBank genome assembly. NCBI's taxonomy places the organism in Eukaryota, Viridiplantae, Streptophyta, Magnoliopsida, Rosales, Rosaceae.
AUGGGCGCUAGGCAAAUCCAGAUAUUUAGCGACUCUCAGCUCGUUGUUCAUCAAGUCAAUCAGGACUUCACUGCCAAGGACAUCUCUAUGAUGGCAUAUCUUCAGCAUACUCGUUACCUGCUUGCAACUUUUGAUGCUUAUCUCAUAAGCCAGGUGCCAGGCUCUGAGAACAAUCAUGCUGAUGCUUUGGCCAGGCUAGCCUCAGCCAUAGAGUAA